Theobroma cacao (cacao) is the source of this 1751-nucleotide messenger RNA. Its product is annotated as putative Peroxidase 48. Lineage: Eukaryota; Viridiplantae; Streptophyta; Magnoliopsida; Malvales; Malvaceae. Gene Ontology annotation, biological process: hydrogen peroxide catabolic process; response to oxidative stress. The record is from RefSeq and is a predicted model, not a curated record. Gene Ontology annotation, molecular function: heme binding; peroxidase activity.
UUCCUCCUGAAUGAAUGAUAACUAUUAUGAGAUCAACGGCUAUGAUCGUAACACCAACAAAGUGACACGGAGCAAUCUUAACGACCUUUCCGUUAAAAAGGGUAUUUUCGUCAUUUCAAUCAGUUCCCUUUCCCGCCAUUUGGAUGAUCUCCUCCGUUGCUACGAUAACCCAUUUAAGGAGGAAAGCCAGAAGAGAAACAGAGAAAGAAGAGCAGAGAAAACAAAAGAAAGAAAAUCAAAGAAGAUGCCAAGGUCAUUCUCUGAGUCAGCUACAAUGCGAACACUGAGCUUUUUCAUAGUCCUUUUGUGCGUUUGGAUAUCUUUCAGGAUGACCAAUCGCUCCAAGUUUUCCUUCUCCUUUUCGUCUUCUUUUUCAUUGAAUUCCAAAUCGAAUUCCUUCUGGAUUUUUCAAGAUAUACUGUUGGAUAGCGAGGCUCUGGAAGACGGUCAGGCUCCUGCUCGGUCACUCGAGUAUGAUUUCUAUCGGGAAACUUGCCCUGAGGCUGAUAAGAUCAUUCGAGCCAAGGUUCAUCAACUCUUCAAGAUCAAGGCUUCUUUGGCUCCUGCUCUCCUUCGCCUUGCUUUCCAUGAUUGCUUCAUUGAGGGAUGUGAUGCUUCUAUCUUGUUGGAUGCUGUUGAAGGGAUGGAUUCGGAGAAAGAUUCUCCUCCCAAUGAAAGCUUGAAGGGUUUUGAUGGAAUCGACAUAAUCAAGUCAGAUGUUGAACAAGUGUGCCCUGGUGUUGUUUCCUGUGCUGAUAUUCUUGUUUUGGCAGCUAGAGAGGCUGUUCUUCUGUCUGGUGGCCCAUUCUAUCCACUCAAUACUGGUAGGAGAGACAGCACUGCCUCUUUCUCUGAUAGUGCCACAAACGAGCUUCCUUCACCGCAUGCUGAUCUGUCUGAAACCCUUGCAUCCUUUUCGUCAAGGGGAUUUGAUGAAAGAGAGACUGUCACUCUCUUAGGUGCUCAUAGCAUUGGAGUCAUCCACUGCAAAUUUUUUCAAAACCGUCUGUAUAACUUUGGUGGGACUGAUGAGCCUGAUCCAACUCUUGAUUCUGAAAUUCUCGAGCAAAUGAGAUCAAAAUGUCCCAAGAACCACUCAUCAUCAUCACCAGCAGCACCACCUUUUUCGGAUGGUUCACCAAUGAAAGCACCUCGAUCACCUUCACUUUACAACUCACUGUCAUCAGCGGUACCACCAUCAACUUCCUUUGACAAAUUGUUAUCUUCAUCACCUAAGGAUCAAGGAACGGUGAUGACCUAUGGGGGAACUGGAGCAGACUUUGGCACCGUGUACUAUCGCAGUCUUCUACAGGGUAAAGGAAUCCUCUAUGCUGAUCAGCAGCUAAUGGCAGGGGAAGAAACUGGACUAUGGGUUAGAGCAUAUGCUUCGGAUGCCUCCUUGUACCAGCGAGACUUUGCCCUAGCAAUGAUGAAGCUCUCAAAUCUCCACGUUUUGACAGCACCAAGAGGUCAGAUCCGGCUCAAUUGUUCAAGGGUGGCAUGAUGGAGAGAGAGAGUGAGGACCAGCAUAGUUUGUUAGACAAAUUUUCGAGUAGUUUGGCGCUUUUGUUCUUUUAACAACUUUAUCUUAGCCCCUUCUAGUCACAAUCAAUGAACUAGUUUAAAUGUUGCGUACUUUAGUGGGGUUUUUCUAGUUACAUCGUCAUUGUAACAUCAGCUUACAGGAAAUGACUGUUGAUUGAGGUUCAUAGAACAUAAGUGGAAUAGAUUUUCUAAAGAAAUUAGUCUAA